CCACUCAACAUGCCGAAACGCAAACUCGCCGAGCUCAACGGCCCCGCGCGGUCGAGCGACACCCGCAAAAUGUCGAUCCACGGCACCCGCCUGACGCAAAUGUUCGAGAAUGGCGUACAGGUCCUGAUCCGCGCGCUAAAGACGUCGCGCGGAUUUGAGCGACAGAAGCUCAGCCGACGAGAGAAGACCGCGAAGUCGCAGAAGGAUAUGAAGACAUUGGCGCGGCUAUCGGAGGAGAUUGAAGCCUUGAAGACUCUGAACUACCUCGCCGUCUCCGAAAAAUACCUAUUCAAACAACUUAUCAAGACCAAGCGCAUUGCCGAGACACGGACAUUCGGCGAGUUCCAGGAAGUCAAGAAAGUGUCACAGGAUGGACCGAAGAAUACCGCCGAAGCCAAUAUUCUCGCGCGCCUAUUCAAAUCUACACCCGUGCAGAAAGAGAUGCCGGUCAUCAUGGCCGGUAUUCGAAAAUUGUUGAGAGUCGACGAUGCGCCGACUGGAAAGGAGGGCAAGAAAGAUGCCAAGAAGGAGGCUGCACCUAAGAAAGCGCCAACAGAUGAUAUUUCCGAUUCAGAAUCUGAGGGAGUGACGUUAAAAUCUCGGCGCGGUGAGCAGGACUCCCGUGACAUGGAGAUCUCUGAAGAUGAAUCUGGGAGUGAAGAUCUUUCACAGUUCAAUUCGCGACUUGCGCCAGGUUCGGACUCUGAGGAUGAGGCCGAUGAGGAAUCUGGUGAUGAUGAUGACGAGGAAGAAGAAGAGGCUUCCGACGCAGACGAUAUCUCCCACUCUGUCUCCCGCUCUCCUUCACCCGACUUCUCUGGGGAAGAUUCUCCGCCACCUAAGAAAGUAAAGGGAGUCAAGGGUUCGACUGCACCAGUGAAGGAUACAACAUUCCUUCCUUCUCUAAUGAUGGGUGGCUACUGGUCUGGUUCAGAAGAAGCCACAGAUGACGAGGAAACAUCUGGAAAGAAGCCCCAACGCAAGAACCGCAUGGGUCAGCAGGCUCGCCGGGCGUUGUGGGAGAAGAAGUUCGGCGCAGGAGCCAAUCACGUCAAGAAUGAACAGAUGGCUCAGAAAUAUGGUGGCCGAGACAAUGGCUGGGAUACCAAGCGUGGAGCUACGGAUGGUGGAAGAGGAGGAAGAGGUGGUCGCCGUGGUGGAUUUGGUGGUGGCUCCGGACGGGCUCAGGAACGGCACGAUGCUCCUACUGGCAGAUCCAAACCUGCGCCCAAGAAGGACGAAGGUCCAUUGCAUCCUUCUUGGGAAGCAAAGCGGAAGGCCAAGGAACAGGCUACUACUGCGGCUUUCGCAGGAAAGAAGAUUUCGUUCGAUUAG
Molecule: messenger RNA, 1335 nt
Organism: Penicillium antarcticum
Lineage: Eukaryota; Fungi; Ascomycota; Eurotiomycetes; Eurotiales; Aspergillaceae
Product: BUD22 family protein
Exons: 2
Biological process (GO): maturation of SSU-rRNA
Cellular component (GO): 90S preribosome; nucleus
Source: RefSeq, a predicted model, not a curated record